AUGUUCCCCUUCUCCAAAAAACACAAGACCCCCGUCAGCACUUACACCGACUCCUACCGCCCGCCGUGCUCCGUCAAAAAGACCAUCCAAAAGCAGACUUUACAGCAGCUCCGCAGCGAGAACAAGUUUGUGACACCAGGAUUAACGAUGCCCCUGGUGCAAAAUCCGGUGAGCCAAGGUCAGACUGAGCAGCUGGUUAAGGCGGCAAUGCAGGAAUACUACAGGAACACCUUUGACCCCGCUGCCUGCUGUCCUGAGAAGUACUACCUGACCAGGUCUGAAGAGAAGUACAAGCCAGUUUUUGUCAACGAGAACAGAUACAUCAGCUGGAGAACAGGUCCCUACAACAGCACAGUCUGGAAUAAGUACCACUCUUGCCUCCCCAUCCUACCCAAGGACACAAGGAUGGACACCUUCCUGCGCAGCGUACCUGUGUCGUACCCCCUGAAACUUGCCUGCCUCAAUCAAUGUGAGAGGGAGGUGGUUCCUGACAUGCUGCCCAGGCUGCCUGUGUACACUAUGAGAAGGAGCAGACCCUUCUGGAGCUACUACAGCCCCUGCUCUGGGCGCCACUACUGCCUGCGAGGGAUGGACUAUUAUGUUGAUGGGGCCUCUGCCAUCAGAGGGCAACUCAACACACUAGAAGAUAGGGCUGUAAGGAGUACCCCAUGCUGCAGUUACAGCCAGAGGGCAAUGUUCUGUGCGUCUACACACCGCCCCCAGUCCUCCUCCCUGUACAGGAGCCCUAGGUGGGACACAAGCCACUUCAAGAGGAUAGGAGGAGUCCAGAGAGGCAGCUACACCAUCCACCCUGAGCUUACCUCAGAGGCUUACCCUGCCCCAUGCUGCUGGUGA
This is a messenger RNA of Tyto alba (common barn owl), 855 nucleotides long. It is a transcript of the gene SPMIP6, whose product is annotated as chromosome unknown C9orf24 homolog. The transcript is spliced from 7 exons. Lineage: Eukaryota; Metazoa; Chordata; Aves; Strigiformes; Tytonidae. The record is from RefSeq and is a predicted model, not a curated record. Gene Ontology annotation, cellular component: perinuclear region of cytoplasm; manchette. Gene Ontology annotation, molecular function: alpha-tubulin binding. The coding region runs from base 1 to 855 and encodes 284 amino acids.